GUAGGUUUCUCCACAUUUUUGUUAGUGAGCCGAGAAGAUAGAUGCGCACCAUUGAUUAAGCUUCACGAUGCAGAGAUUGUGCACCAAGCUCCGGUCUCUGAAGCUACAAUCACCGGAAACUUUUUCAUCUCUCUAUUCCGUCUCCUCCUCUCGUCGUUUUUUGCAUCAUUGUUCGCCGCAGCUUGGCCACUCUCCACAUCUCGCUUCAACUUCCUCAUGGAGUCUUCGGCAGGUUUUGUAUCCGUCAACAGUAAAUCAUCAGUUCCCUUCAUUGGCGGUUCUUCCUUUGCGUUCCUCUCCACUCCCUCUCUCUUUGGUGCAUGUACGAUAUGUGUCAUCAAGAGAACGGCGUAAGAAGAGGAAGCCAAUGACACCCGUCACCUCCAAGCUCAAGAAAACUAAAAUGAAAUCUUAUUCGUCUUACAAGUUGAGAUUCAGGACGAUGAAUGAUGGAAAAAUUCGACGCUGGAAAGAGGGAAAAAGACACAAUGCUCACGUGAAGUCGAAGAAAUCAAAACGUAGACUUAGACAGCCUGCAAUAGUCCCAGCUGCCUUUGCCAAGGUUAUGAAGAAGCUUAAUUUUUGCGGUUGAUGAAAAAUAGUAAGUCUUGACACCAUGGUUAACGAGAUGGUUGAUGAAAUGGCAUCGUGUACGUAUGGAUGAAGUAAAAUUAUUGGCUUCAAAUGGCAUUAGAUGAUGCUCUUCCCGCAGCAACUCCUCUUGGUACUCUUUCUUUUUAAGAGAAUAAUUUCGACAAGCAAUAAUGAUUUAUUUUUUUUCUUUCUGGAUUCUCAUUUAAGCAGCAAGGGCACAAUAUUUUGGUUCAAAAAUUCUCGACGGGAGUUUGGAUCUCCUGCAGCAUUGCAUCUUGUAAUUCCAAAACCUAUCAUUCCAUUCUAACUUCCUAAGUUGUUUACUAUGGCUUGAUCGAAUUUGUAGUCCUUGAAUUUUGGAUGUUGCAAAUGA
This is a messenger RNA of Tripterygium wilfordii, 967 nucleotides long. RefSeq lists its product as uncharacterized. NCBI's taxonomy places the organism in Eukaryota, Viridiplantae, Streptophyta, Magnoliopsida, Celastrales, Celastraceae. Gene Ontology annotation, molecular function: structural constituent of ribosome. The record is from RefSeq and is a predicted model, not a curated record. The coding region runs from base 68 to 592 and encodes 174 amino acids. Gene Ontology annotation, biological process: translation. The transcript is spliced from 4 exons. Gene Ontology annotation, cellular component: ribosome.